UAAUCUAUUCACCCAAACCGAAUCGUUUGCCAAAAGAAUAGAUUUACCACGUGAACUGUGCAUCUCUCUCUUUUCUUCGUCAUUUUCUUGAAAGGAAAAUGCAGGCAGUUUCCAGGAAAACCCUGUGUCUACAUUCCCUCGUUUUCUUCCUCGUUUUCUCGCCUUCCAAACAGACCCCAGAAGAAGGAUCCUACUGCGGCAAAAUCAAAAUUCGACAACCUUUUUCCUUGUCAAACCCGAAUUCAUCGUUCGCCAACAUAAUCACCUGCAGAUCUGAGAAGCUCUACUUCAGAACCUCCAUAGGUGCCUUCCACGUCUCCUCCAUCGAUUACACAACCAAAACCCUAACUAUCUCUCACUCCUCAUGUUCUUCUUCCCGAAACUUCAUCUCUCCUUCUCUUCUCUCCUCUGGAUUCCCUCCGCCGCCGCAACCGAACUCAGUUCUGCUCUUCAGCUGCUCGAAGACGAACCACACCAACACCAUCGGGGCGCGUGUAUGCACGCGCUCUCCGUCGUGCGGGUCUCCGGCGAGUUCGUGCCUUGUCGUCGACGAAAUCGGAAGCGGCGAAGUGGGUUUCCACCCGAAGGAUCUGGGUUGCACGAAUUAUUGGCGCGUGCACAAGUAUUCAUCGGGUGAAAAAGUGAAAUCGGGAACUAGGGUUUCCUUCGACAUCCCCGAUCACUUGCCCGACGUAUGCAGCGAGUGUAAGAAACCAAACGGUAACUGCGGCGUUGGACUCAGAUGUCUCUGCCACGCGAAAGAGUGCAAGGACAAAGUCAUCAAUGUCGGGGCAAAGUCUCAGGCUGCUUUUGGCAGCAUGCAGGUUUUACUGCUAGUUCUGUUUCUAGUUUCUUGAUGAUCUGAAUGUAAAUGUGUCCUUAGCAUCAAACGUUGUUGUACAAUUUGAACGCUCCUCGAUCUGACUAAGAGUACGGACGGUUCGAGAUGAUUGAAAUGAUGAAAUCUUUGUUCAAGUC
Messenger RNA from Tarenaya hassleriana, 978 nucleotides. RefSeq lists its product as uncharacterized. Lineage: Eukaryota; Viridiplantae; Streptophyta; Magnoliopsida; Brassicales; Cleomaceae. The record is from RefSeq and is a predicted model, not a curated record. Bases 99 to 857 code for a protein of 252 amino acids. The transcript is spliced from 2 exons.